UCGAGCAUAAUGGUCACGGUGGUUUCAUUAUUGCUUUUCUUAAUUGUUUGGGAUAUUCUCUACUCGGAUAUUUCCAGCGUGAAGAGCAGUGUAGAAGACCUUUCAAGUACUAUUCAGGAAGAGGCCAGUAAGGAAGGCAUCGCUAUGACCAGUCUUUAUCUUUCGGUGAACACUGUGAGCUCGUUGAACUCGUCUAUAACGCAGGGACUGAUCAACUACCUGAAUUAUGCGGACAGAUACGCACGCACAGGAGACGAUACUUACUUUACUGAUAUGCUCAAUGAGCUCACAAGCGUGGAAAACGCCACUUCUCAAGCGCUUUCAACUUUAAACUCUAUGCUUUCUUCAAGUAGCACGCUAAACAGCUCAUCCGCUACUUUAUUGAGUUCUCUUAUUUCAGAUGCGAAAAGCAGUCUAACAGCAGUUCAAUCUGUGACUACGUAUGUCUCUUCAAUGGACAAGAGCACGACUGAAUCGAUGGAAGUAGUGAGUUCUUCCAUUUCGACAUUGCAAUCGCAACUCAAUUCACAGGUGUCGUCACUUCGUGGGCUCAUAUAUUCUCUAGAAAACAAUUUCACCGUUUCAAGCACGUUCACUAGUGAAUCGGGAGAUCUUGUACUUGGAGGUCUGGAUACAACGUGGUCGUCGGUGGGACUUAACUUGCCUUCUUCAGAUGAAUGGUCGCUGUCUCUCAAGUCGAACGAAGUUUUGGAAGUAUCGACUUCUGGAGUUCAAUGGAAUGCAGGCGACUUUUCUGUGUCUUUGUCUUCCGAUGGGUCGUUUGUCAUGAACGACGGUUUUACGGCAGGCAUUGUUAACCAAGAAUCUCCAUUAGUGGAAUUUAACAACAAUUCGAUCAAUUUAUUGAAUGGUGUGAUGUCUUUAUCACCUGCCCUUAUAACCGUGACUGUUGACGAAGGAUCUUCCAGUCUGCGGUGGACUGGAGAUAAUUGGGGUCUUACUGUUGGUGAAGGACGAAUUCAGAUGUCUGAGAACGAUGUCUCUUUGAGUGGUCUUGACACCGUGAGCUUCACAGAAGACCAAGUGACAAUUGCAGUUGGAAAUGGUUCUUCUUAUUUAAGUUGGAAUCCAACUCAGUUUUCGGUUGGUUUCGUGGAUGGAGGCCUCCCUGCGAUGACUCUAUCGAACAAUCAGUUACUUUUCGGCCAGGUAGACACCCUCGUUUUUUCAUCAGGACAAGUGAACUUUACGAAUGACUCGGGUGAGGUUAUCAAUGUAGGAAGCGGUGUAGUGUCUACUUCAACCUUGAAUUUUUCUGAAACGCUUACGUCCUCUUCCCCCUAUCCUUUGGAAUUUGUGAAUUCUAGCGUCACUUUGACUGUAGAUGGG
Molecule: messenger RNA, 1350 nt
Organism: Galdieria sulphuraria
Lineage: Eukaryota; Rhodophyta; Bangiophyceae; Galdieriales; Galdieriaceae
Exons: 1
Source: RefSeq, a predicted model, not a curated record